AGUUCCCGCCAUCAGCGGCUUUCCCUGUGUUGGGCCGAGAACAGCCUCGCUGUCUGGGGCUGGUCGUCCCUUCGUUCUGAGCCCUUCGGCUCCUCCCCCUCCGCGGGAACUCCGAGCGUCUGGCCGGCGGGUCCUUGACUCGCGACCCUCCAGCAUAGGUACACUUAACACAUUUUCUUUAGCUGAGUUGAUGGUGCCUGGAAAACUGAUUUAGCUGAAGAAUAUGAAUAGUUCCUUAAGAAAAGUGCAUUGCUUUUGGUAUAAGGAGCAGAAUAAAGGUGAAUUGUUAUUACGUGGAGUUUUUCAGUAAAGGUGACUGAAAAUUACUUGCUGUAUAGUAACUACAGGCUUUGAAAUAGAGGCUCCCCCCCACCAAACUAGUCUUCUGCCUACAGAAUCUGUCAGGUGAACAUAUAUUUUUGCUUUUUAAUUUGGUCAAAAGCAAUUUAUUUUUAAAGAAAAUAUGUCUCCUCUGAAGAUACAUGGUCCUAUCAGAGUUCGAAGUAUGCAGACUGGGAUUACAAAGUGGAAGGAAGGAUCCUUUGAAAUUGUGGAAAAAGACAAUAAAGUCAGUCUAGUAGUUCACUACAAUACUGGAGGAAUUCCAAGGAUAUUUCAGCUGAGUCAUAACAUUAAAAAUGUGGUACUUCGACCCAGUGGAACAAAACAACGUCGCCUGAUGUUGACUUUACAAGAUAAUAGUUUCUUGUCUAUUGAUAAAGUACCAAGUAAGGAUGCAGAGGAAAUGAGGUUGUUUCUAGAUGCAGUACAUCAGAACAGACUUCAUGCAGCCAUGAAACCUCAGGGAUCUGGUAGUUUUGGAGCCAUUCUGGGCAGCAGGGCCCCUCAGAAGGAAACUAAUAGACAGCUUUCUUACUCAGACCAUCAGGCCUCUUCAAAAAGAGGAAAUUUGGAAACUAAGGAUGAUACUCCGUUUCGAAAAGUUCUUGGUAAUCCAGGUAGAGGAUCAAUUAAGACUGUAGCAGGAAGUGGAAUAGCUGUUACCCGGACAAUUCCUCCUUUGACGCUUACAUCAACUCCUCUUAGAGCAGGAUUAUUAGAAAACCGCACUGAAAAGAGGAAAAGAAUGCUAUCUGGCUCAGAGCUAACUGAAGAUUAUCCUAAAGAAAAUGAUUCCUCAUCGAACAACAAGGCUUUGACAGAUCCUUCAAGAAAAUAUUUAACAAGCAGUAGAGAAAAGCAGCUGACUUUGAAACAGGCAGAAGAAAAUCGGACAUCAGGGCUUUUACCUUUGCAGUCAUCAGCAUUUUAUGGUAGUAGAGCUGGAUCCAAGGACUAUUCUUCUGGUGGCACUAACCUAGAUAGGAGUAAUGUUUCAAGCCAGACUCCUUCUGCCAAAAGAAGUUUGGGAUUUCUUCCUCAGCCAGCUCCUCUGUCCGUUAAAAAACUGAGAUGUAACCAGGAUUACACAGGCUGGAACAAACCAAGGAUGCCCCUUUCUUCUCACCAACAGCAGCAAUUGCAGGGGUUCUCCAACUUGGGAAAUACAUGCUAUAUGAAUGCAAUUUUACAGUCUCUGUUUUCACUCCAGUCAUUUGCAAAUGACUUACUUAAACAAGGUAUCCCUUGGAAGAAAAUUCCACUCAAUGCACUUAUCAGACGCUUUGCAAACCUCCUUAUGAAAAAAGAUAUUUGUAAUUCAGAGACCAAAAAAGAAUUGCUUAAGAAAGUUAAAAAUGCCAUUUCUGCUACAGCAGAGAGAUUCUCUGGCUAUAUGCAGAAUGAUGCUCAUGAAUUUUUAAGUCAGUGCUUAGACCAGCUGAAGGAGGAUAUGGAAAAACUGAAUAAAACUUGGAAGACAGAACCUGUUCCUGGAGAAGAAAAUUCACCAGAUAGUUCAAUUACUAAAGUAUACACUUGCCCUGUUAUUACUAAUUUAGAGUUUGAGGUUCAGCACUCUAUCAUUUGUAAAGCGUGUGGAGAGACUAUUCCCAAAAGAGAACAAUUUAAUGAUCUCUCCAUUGACCUUCCUCGGAGGAAAAAGCCACUCCCUCCUCGUUCAAUUCAAGACUCUCUUGAUCUUUUCUUUAGGGCAGAAGAACUUGAAUAUUCCUGUGAAAAGUGUGGUGGGAAGUGUGCUCUUGUCAGACACAAAUUUAACAGACUUCCCAGGGUCCUUAUUCUUCAUUUGAAGCGAUACAGCUUCAAUGUGGCACUCUCACUUAACAACAAGAUUGGACAGCAAGUCAUCAUUCCAAGAUACCUGACCCUGUCAUCUCACUGCACUGAAAAUACAAAACCACCUUUUACUCUGGGGUGGAAUGCACAUAUGGCAAUUUCUAGACCAUUGAAAGCCUCUCAGCUGGUGAAUUCCUGUGUCACAAGCCCAUCUACACCUUCAAAUGAAGAUGAACUAAAACGCUCUGUGGCCCUCAGCCAGAGACUUUGUAAUCCAUCAGGCAUUGAACAGCAACAGGAAGACUUGGAAAAGGAUCCAAAAUUAAGCCCUGAUAAGUCCGAAUUAGAAAACUCAGGAUUUGACAGAAUGAGCGAAGAAGAGGUGCUUGCAGCUGUAUUAGAGAUUAGUAGGAGAGAAACUUCACCGGUGCUCUGUCGUGAAGAUGAUGAUAAACCCACCAGCAGCCCAGACACUGGAUUUGCAGAAGAUGAUCUUCAAGAAAUGCCUGAAAAUCUAGAUGCUAUGGAGACUGAGAAACCCAAAACAGUCGUGGAGCCAGAUCCUGCCAGUUUUACUGAGAUAACAAAAGACUGUGAUGAGAAUAAAGAAAACAAAACUCCAGAAGGCUCUCAGGGAGAGGUUGAUUGGAUGCAGCAGUAUGACAUGGAGCAGGAGAGAGAAGAGCAAGAGCUUCAGCAAGCUCUGGCCCAGAGCCUUCAAGAGCAGGAGGCUUGGGAGCAGAAAGAAGAUGAUGACCUCAAAAGAGCUACAGAAUUAAGUCUUCAAGAGUUUAACAACUCUUUUCUGGAUUCCCUGGGCUCAGAUGAAGACUCUGGAAAUGAGGAUGUUUUUGAUAUGGAGUAUACAGAAGCUGAAGCCGAGGAACUAAAAAGAAAUGCUGAGACAGGAAAUCUCCCUCAUUCCUAUCGGCUCAUCAGUGUUGUCAGUCACAUUGGCAGCACUUCCUCCUCAGGUCAUUACAUUAGUGAUGUGUAUGACAUUAAGAAGCAGGCGUGGUUUACUUACAAUGACCUGGAGGUAUCUAAAAUUCAAGAGGCUGCUGUGCAGAGUGAUCGCGAUCGGAGUGGUUACAUCUUCUUCUAUAUGCACAAGGAGAUCUUUGAUGAGUUGCUGGAAACAGAAAAAAGCUCUCAGGCUUUUAACAUGGACGUGGGGAAGACUACCCGUCAGGCCUCGUAAGGAGCCAAGUCCUGGGUUGGCAAUGUGCACUGCAUUUUUCUCUCUCAUUGCUGCCCAUCUCACCUUCCUCCACCCGAAGAGAAUUUGGAAUUCUACUUGAUGCAGGAGCAACAAACAGCUCAGGGCCAAACCAAAAGACAAAACUCAGUUCUGUGGAAUGCUCCAUGCUAUUUUGUGGAAACUUUGGUCUCAUCUGUAGCUGAUUAGCCUCUUUUUCUCCUACAAGAGUGACGCUUCCUUUUGUCUUAGGGAUACAUGUUGUAAAUAUAUAUCUAUAUAUAUGUAAAUAACCCACACACAGAUAUAUGGAAUGAAUGGAGCCUUAAAGAGUUAGGAUGAGCCAUCAGAAGUAGCAUGCCCACUCACAGUUAAUCCCACAGCCGUUUGCAGGAGCAAUCCCAGAGCCCAUUUACCUGAGGAAUGUGUGGAGGUGCACAUAUCAUUUGGCUUCUGGCUUUUGUUUUUUGAGUGGCUUCAUUCAAGUCCAACCUUCCAUGUAUUUCUUAUGAGUAAAGUUCACUGGAAAGUCAGACUAAUAACAGUUUGUUUUCCUUCCAAGAGGCAUUUCUGUCACCUGACUUGAGGAGUUUUGAUUUUCUUUUAAUUUUAGAAGUCUGUCAUGCCUUUGCUGUUCACAUGCAGUUUCCCCCACUCCCACCCCCCCAAAAAUGGAUUGUUGGUGCUUUGGAAUUUUCUGCAGUCUCACAUUUGAUGGUCAUUGUACACUUCACAUUUUUCUCUAAGAGAUUUCCUCACACAUUUUAUCAUUCAUCAACAUUAUUGUGAAGGUAAAGAUAGAAUCUUUUAUUUUCUUCUGUAUCGUUUUUCAAUGGAGCAGGAAUGACCCUAAUGGAUUAUAACCAAAAUUAUAAAAGGUAAAAAGAUAGUAUUGCUCCAGUGGGAACUCCCCCACCAGGGAUAUAUAGAGCAAGGAGGAAUGCUUCUCAGGCAGAGAAAGCAAGAGGCAUGCUGCUGUUGACAACACAAAUUCUCGACCACUAAAGGUAAAAGCUAAACACUCUGUUACCAGGGCAAAAUUAACUAUGUGAGCUGUAAGACAACCUUGGGUGUUUAAUCAUUUAUUGUCUCGCUUUGCCCUACAAGCAGGGUGAGCUUUAAAAGGUGACUAGUUUAGGUAAUUCUAAGAACUUAAAUAACCAAGGUGCACAAUAUAUUUAUCUUAUUUUUUAGGUGCUCUGAGUUGAGACCGAGUAGGAAUGCAGUAUUAAGUGCUGCAUUAGUCACUUAGCCAACUUGCUUGGUUAAGCAGCUAAUGAAACCAUAAAAACGAGUUUGAGGAAUUCUUUGAGCUCAAGCGUCACUAGGAUUGCAUGGACUACAGCAAAAUGAAACCUGUGGUCAUUAUUUUCUAUUUUCUGUGUUUUUCUUGCUUUCAUUAUAAACGAGAGGAUGUGCUCAGUUCUGAGAUAGGGAUGAAACCACAUCCAGUUUUCAGAGGGAGCAAACAUGUUAAAUUCAUUGCUAAAAAUGAGACAUCUUUUCUGGAAAAUUGUCUUCAAAGAACUCCAGCCAGACUCUUGGAACCUGGGGGUAUUCUUCCACAGUCACCUCUUCUAAACCUUAACUUUGAAUUGUAAAUGGCCUCAGUGCUUUUGUGUGACUACUGAUAAAUGCUUUGCCUCCUACUGUCUACCAGUAUACAUUAUGGUAGCAAAUGCUCCAGAGUGGCACAGAGGUGGGAUUCGCAGGAGUAGUUCACACCAGAGGAAAAUACUUGUUUUCAGAACUUUGAAAUGUUUGUUUCAUUUCUCCUGGGAGCCUCAUUUUGUUUUGCUUUGCUUGGAAAUACCUGGCCUAGCCCAUGAAUGAGUGGACUGGUGACAUUCUUUACUGUUCUCUUCCCUCUCUGCAGUUGGGAGCUUUGAGCUACUAAAAGUGAUUAGGAACGAUUUGAAAUGAGGCCUGCCUUAUACAUAGAGAAAAAUAGAAAUGCCUGAGCCUAGAUUGUGUCCUGAGCAGCCUUGUUUGUACUGCUUUCUCAGCUUACAGACUUGGGUGAGCAGAAGUAUGCUUGGCAGCAUAACCCGAUUUGGUUUGGCCUUUGUGCCUUGAACAGGAUUUGGUGGUUGAAAACAGGUUACUACUUGCACAUUGCGGACUUGAGUUUUACUGUCUGUUCAGCCUGCGGCCUUGUCAGCUUUCCCCUUCACUCCUUUGACUCCAAGUGGAGAUUUCAGUUAGACUGUGUUGAUGGAGGUGUUGCUUGUUCUAAGCUGGUUAUAUAUAUUUUUAACUUAUAAGUAAUAUAUUCCUUUUUGUUGUUGCACACUGUGAUCCAAGAAUUUGGGAAUGGAGCAGUUAGUUAGCAUGUUGGGCCAGGAAGGGACAAAUUAGAUGGGGACAGAGGCUUCAGUUCCCUUCAGCCUGCACAAUAAGUAACCUUCCUAUUCAAAAUAGCAAAUGUUUGGUUACAUUACUUUAAAUUGCUGAAUUGGACCAUGGUAGCAAUUAGUACUUGAUACAAUCUUUGGUCUUAGCCAAAAAUUUUGGGGAGUAAAAAAUAAAUUAAAAUUUGUUGAUUUUUGCCCUGUAUUAUACAGAGUUGGAAAGUUGUAUGUGGCUGCUGUUUAUUCUUUUAGUAGCCAAGACUAUAAUUUAGGCCUAUGGAAAAGUACGAUUCUUGUUUUAUAGGGAUGUAUGUGUAUACACUCAAAAUUUUGUCCUGGCAGGAUAGAAUAAGAAGUAAAUCUAUGAAUUGUUCUGUUUAUAUUGAUUCUAAAUUGGUUGCUUCUUGCUAUAGUCAGACUUAGCUUAAGUGGCUCAGUAGCAAACAUAACAAAUGUAAAUGUGUACACCUUACAUUUUAAGGUGUAUGAGGUAAUUCUUACAAAUCCAUUGACUCUAGAUGUAAAUAUUAAACUGAACCUUUAUCUUUUGAUGAACUGCAAAAUUUUUCUGAAAAAGCCUUAAAUAGUUAAAACCUCAGCAAACUAAUCUGGCUUUCUCUUUCCACACUGCAUACUGUUGUGUAAUUACACAUGUACAUGUAGACAGUUGGAUAAUGUAAAAUGAUCUGGAGCUACAAAGAAAAAAAGGUAAUUUGUAAAAUCUAUGGUCUGUUGAGGGAAUAUACUGGAACCAGGGUAUCCCUUCCCCUUCGUCUCAUCCUCUGAAAUACCAGCGCAGUGGGUGCAUUUUUUUCCCACUUGAGUCCCAGGUGGGCUUUUACUUCAAAUCAGGGAAACAACUAGAUCUCUAAGUACAUGUGAAACUUGUAUGUAUAGGGAAAUUUUUAGAAAAUUCAACAAUCUAGCACCACAUGCAAGUUACAUAAAAACAACUAAAACAGCUACAUUGUCCAUACCUCCCCUGCUUUACACUAACACUCCCUUGGAAAUACUUUAAAAAACUAACAAGUUUCUGCCCUCUAACAUCUUUUAAUGCAAUUCUUUAAAAUUCUGAUUUUGUUGGUAUUUUUAUCGUCUGAAGAAAUACAUAUUUUAUUGGAAAACUCGAUAGUUGGCUAGGCUAUGAAAGUUUUGUGACAGGAUUAUUCUGUUUAACCACAGCCAUUGACUCCAUUAUUAUGGUAUGCUUUGGUUACUAGAUUUGAGGCAGUCUCUGGUUAUAUUUACACACAAUUAGUGAAUUGUUUUUUCCUUUCCAUGUGUGCUAUGUGUCUGAGGUUUGGAGGUUUUCAUUAUAAGUGUGCCACUAUGAAUAAGUACUUUAAUGACAGUGAAUUUUUCUUAAAAAUACAGAGGUUCCAAGUUAUAGGUAUGUCCACAGGCAUGAGAACCUAGCGAGUGAGGGUCAGGGUCAGGAGCAGAGUUCAUCAAGUCAAAUGGCAGAACAAAGAAGGGCAGUCAGCUGAACUGGUCUGUUGCUAAAAGAGUGGGCAAAGAGGGAGACCACUAGUGGGUGUACACCUGUCCCCAGGCUUCCCUUCUCUGAGUCUCCUCCCCUCCUAACCUCCAUAGCCUAUUGCUAGCGGUUCUUUAUGCCUAGGCGAGGGGAAUAGCAGUGAGGUUCCUGCACUUUGCUGACUGAGCCACCCCCAGGCUUGAUGGCAGCUUUGGCCACAUUAUUUGUGAGGUGGCUUUUUUUCCUUUGUGUUCAGAGUGACUUGAUUCUGAUUCUUGUUGUUUUGUAUGGAACGCACUUUAUCUGUGUUUUAACAGAACAGUUCCUCUGUAUCCUUUACGGUUUUUCCUUGUUUUUCCUUGUUUCCUUUUUAAAUUAUACAGAGUUUUUUUGUGUGUGUGUGAAAUUAAAGCCUUUAUUAACCUUAU
Molecule: messenger RNA, 7593 nt
Organism: Nannospalax galili (Upper Galilee mountains blind mole rat)
Lineage: Eukaryota; Metazoa; Chordata; Mammalia; Rodentia; Spalacidae
Gene: Usp37
Product: ubiquitin specific peptidase 37
Exons: 26
Coding region: 464-3340 (958 amino acids)
Biological process (GO): G1/S transition of mitotic cell cycle; protein deubiquitination
Cellular component (GO): nucleus; cytosol
Molecular function (GO): cysteine-type deubiquitinase activity; cysteine-type endopeptidase activity
Source: RefSeq, a predicted model, not a curated record